AUGGAUCUUAAACGUGAUCUUCAGAUGGUUUGGAAGAUUGAUAAUGAGUGGCAAAUCAUACCCAUGGGAAAGAGCUUCUACACGAUUAAAUUUAAUACUGCAGAAGACAAGUCUUUGGUUCAAAAAAGCACUUCUUGGGAGUUACCUUUCGGAACAAUGCGAUUACGGGAAUGUGUGCGAUACUUUGAUCCUUAUAAAGAAAUUUCUUCACUUUGUGAAGUGUGGAUGCAUAUUUACUAUUUACCCUUAGAGUUUUGGACUCUGGACGUUAUUACGGGUAUUGGAAGAGCAAUGGGUUCGCCUAUCAAAGUGGAUGGGGCUUCUGCACGUGGUGCUGCUGGACAUUAUGCUCGCAUUUUGCUGGAGAUCAAUCUCUCUCGUCCUCUUCCGGAGGCCUUGUUGGUUGACGGGGAUGAGCGUUCCUUUCACGUCGAAUUUGAAUUCGAACAACUUCCGGCCUUCUGUUCAAAGUGUAAGAUCACGGGACAUUCCAUUGACAAAUGCAAUAAAAUUAAGAACAAAUCCAAGGAUGAUAGCAGACAUGAGACGGCUAAAGAGAGAUCUUCGAAUAAAGGCAAGGAAAUAAUUCCUAUGGGAACUGAUAAGGCGACUAGGGCGCCUAACUGGAAGCCAAAAUCUCGCGACCAGAAUAGGACCGUUCAUGCUCACAAUUUGCCGGUUAUCACUGAAAAUCAGUUUGGCGUUUUGGAACAAGAUACUGUCGAAGAGGAGCAUAUUCCGCCACCGCGGGGGACUAAGAGCCAUGAGCAGGCAUUGAUUUUAACUGAACGGGAGGUUGGUUCUGAAGAGGAGGAAGGCGAAAGAUUAAUUUCGGGGCCUGAUAUUUUACAGGCGAUCACUGUUCCGGUUAUGGACGAGAGAGAUCAAAUUUUGCAAGCCCCAUAUAAAUCCAAUGAUGUGGAAGUUCAUGACUUGGGUGGGGAAUCAGAUGGACUGUCUGAUGGUGGCAAGAAACCGACUGAAGUUGAUACUCAGAUCGCUAACAUUGAAGGCUCCAUAACUCGAGACAUCAAUUGUGAUAACCAGGAAAAGAUGAUGGGCAGCGCUAUUAAAGCUCAGCGGAUUAUGGAAACGUUCAGGAAUUGUGAGGCUGAGGCGUAG
Messenger RNA from Salvia miltiorrhiza (redroot sage), 1122 nucleotides. RefSeq lists its product as uncharacterized. The record is from RefSeq and is a predicted model, not a curated record. NCBI's taxonomy places the organism in Eukaryota, Viridiplantae, Streptophyta, Magnoliopsida, Lamiales, Lamiaceae. The transcript has a single exon. The coding region runs from base 1 to 1122 and encodes 373 amino acids.